This is a messenger RNA of Drosophila obscura, 2596 nucleotides long. RefSeq names its product BCL2/adenovirus E1B 19 kDa protein-interacting protein 2. The coding region runs from base 209 to 1603 and encodes 464 amino acids. Gene Ontology annotation, cellular component: cytoplasm. Lineage: Eukaryota; Metazoa; Arthropoda; Insecta; Diptera; Drosophilidae. The transcript has 4 exons. The record is from RefSeq and is a predicted model, not a curated record.
AAUAGCUUGCUAUGACUUUAGCAAAUGUCUGGCAACUCCAGUGUAUUGGGCCCACAAAAGGAAAAUUUGUUUACAAUAAAAAUAGAAAAUUAAGCUAGAACGGCUGACUAAUUAAGCAGAACGACUGAUGCACAGCGGGACUUUAGCAUUGCCUCGAUGAGUGGGCAAGCCAACUUUCACACAAGCUAUUCGAAAUACACUGGGAACUAUGAGUUUGCAUUACGCGGAAUCGGAAUCUUCGCAGUCAGAGAGCAAAAUGGACAUCUCCGAGACUCCCACGGACUCGACAGGCAUCUCCCCGCUGGCCGAUGAGUGUACGCAGGUCACUGCGUCCCAGGUGAAACCCAUUCUGGUGGAAGAAAAAGAGACCAAGACGAUCGCUACCCUGGACAAUAGAAUAAUACGAUCGGAGCUGCUGUCCAUCGAGACGAUGCCACAACGACAAAUCAUUGAACGCACGCUGGCCAACAGCCACCCGCUGAUGUCGCCCACAAACACAGACUCGGACUCGGAGCCGUUUCAGACCAAGCGGAACAACUUUCCCGACGUGGUGCCCGCCACCGAGGCGGCCGUGCAGGCGAAGAACACAAUGAAUCAACAAGUACCCCGCAACAGGCCGCAGGAUGCCAAAGUCAGCCUUCUGAGGGCCAAUAGCCCCGACAUCCUCAGCGAAUCGGAUGCGGAUGUCUCGCAGUAUCUCGCUGCUGUCGAGUCCAAUUUUCAAUCUGUUUCCCUGCUGCCCAAAGCCAACGGCAAGAAAACGAAGCGCGGCAGUACCCUGCCAGGGGGCGAGGACAUCUCAAGCCUGGACUCCAUCUCAAAUCAUAGCUUCGAUGAUGAUGAGGACAUCGAACACAAUCUGGCAUCGCUCAGUCCCUCGAGUUCGCUCAUCGAUGGCCUGGAUGGGGAGGAUGAUGAUGAUGAUUGUGAGGGUCCUGAGCUGCUGCCCGACAAUGACGAUGAUCUGGACCUGGAGUUUGGUCUGGCUACAACGCCAACGCCUCACACUCCGGCUGCGGCGACUCUACCACAGUAUUCGGCUGCCGAAGAGCGGCGUGACUCACGCAACUGGCAGAAAAUCACACUACCCGAUGGACGCACGCGAGAAAUCGACAUGCGGGUCAUUGAGCCCUACAAGCGUGUGCUGUCGCACGGCGGCUAUCUGAAGUCUGGCGGUCAGAAUGCAAUAGUCAUCUUCUGUGCCUGCCACUUGCCGGAUCGAUCGCGGGCCGACUACAGCUACGUGAUGGACAAUCUGUUCCUCUAUGUGGUGAAGACCCUGGAGCAACUGGUGACGGAUGAUUAUGUCUUGAUCUACUUGCAUGGCGGCUCAAAUAGGCGCAAUGUACCGCCCUUUCCAUGGCUAAAGCGAUGCUAUCAACUGCUGGAUAGACGCUUGCGCAAGAGUCUAAAGCACAUGUAUUUGGUGCAUCCAACCUUUUGGAUCAAGUCUUUGGUAUGGAUGGCACGUCCGUUUGUCAGCACAAAGUUCUGGCGCAAACUGAUUUAUGUUAAAUCUCUGGAGGAGCUCGGUCUGCAUGUGGUUGUGGAGAAGGCAGCCAUACCGGAGAAGGUGAAGCAGUUCGAUGCCAAGCGACAUUGAGAAACUGCAAAAUACUCUCUCUCUCUAGACUUGUUUCAUUCAAACGCGAAAACACUCACCAUUUGUGUUUCAGCAUUCACUCCACCCCCUCCCCACCCAUCUUCAUCGACUAAUUGAUUAUUUGAGCUAUCUCUCUCUUUAUCUCUUUUACUCGCUAUGCUUUAAUUUAAGAUCUCAAUCUUUGUGAUACUUUAUGUUUGCGUUCUCUCAGACGUAGCUCUUAUACCCAACUUCCCUGCGCGCGAGUGUGAAGCAAAAGGAAGCGUUUUAGCAAAACAUCGAACAAGUUUUUGUAGUUCUUUAUUGGCAGACGAUAUAACUCUUGUAUUAGUAGGCACAUGCAUAUGUGCCUAGGAUUCCUAUACACACAAACACAAACAUAUAUAAAUAUCAUAGUUAUUAUCGUAUAGCUUCCGCUUCAUACAAUACAAUAUACAUAUAACUAUAUUUUGUAAUGGAAAACAGACAUCAUAAGCAACCAGAAACCACCAAAACUUCCAAAACAUGUUACCUUUUCUUUGUAGUUGCAAACAAAACGAGACGACACGAAAUAACUGAAUUUAAACAUAAGUAAUUGAAAAUAUUUAGCUGAAUUUUGCAUUCACUGCAUAUUGUAUAUCCCCCGAAACUGUUUCGCCACCGCACGAAGACCUAUGACCACUGAGACCCCAUACAAGCUAAUCGUACACACACACAUAAUCGUAAUACUCGUACUCGUAUUCACCAUUUGUAGGAAGCCCCCGUUUAGUCUAUAAGUGAUACAUAUAGUGACCAUUCUUGAAGAACGUUUGAUAUUUGUAAAGUCUACACACGCCGAGCAACACACAUGUAGGAUCUCCCUCUCUCACUCUCUAUAUAUAGAUGGAUGGAAGAUAAUCUGACGUACAAUUUAGGCAAUAUAACCGAUGGAUAUUACGAUCGACAUUUUGUUGGUUUCCUUUAAUUGCUUUAAAGUUUAAACAAUAAUAAUAAUAAAGUGCAAGUGCAAGAUGA